AACAAAGCAGACGAGAAAAAAGUUUUCUAGUGGAAAUAUGUUUUAUCUACAAAUAUGUGACCUUUGGAUGUAGAUAAUCAUUUUUGGUGUUUAACUAUGCAUCUUACAUGUAUGAUAAAUGGAUAUAUUGUGAUAUUACUGACCAUUGUUUUGGAAUUAGUUCACAAAGCCGAUGCAGGCGAGUUACGGGACCUGAUGCACCGAUGUCCUGACGGAUCAUUCGGAUACAAAUGCAAAUUCCGGUGCCGUUGUCGCGAUGAUGAGCCAUGUGACAAGUUCUCCGGAAGUUGCUACAACGGCUGCGCACCGGGCUUCUGGGGGCCAGGAUGUCAGCUUUCAAACAUGUGUUUCUACAACGGCCAGCCGCACCACUACGCCGGCCGCGUAAACUCCACCAAGAAUCUGUUUGCAUGUCAACGCUGGGACGCCCAGAUUCCGCACCGUCACUCAUAUGGCGCUGUGGACUUUCCUGAUGGCUUGGUUCCGGAGAACUUCUGUCGGACCACAAAAGACUCUUCCAAACCCUGGUGCUACACGACAGACCACAGAAAGCGCUGGGAUAACUGUCAAGUGAACAACUGCAAUUGUCCGGCGGGUCGGUUCGGGGACAACUGUGAGCGCGAGUGCCACUGUCGGGACCAAGGGGAGCGGUGUGACUCCAUAAUGGGCAUCUGCAAAACCAAGUGCGGCCCGGGUUGGACGGGCUUCGACUGUCAAACACCCCAGUCCUGCCCUGGCAAUCUGUUCGGUUGGGAAUGCAGUGAACAGUGUUACUGUCAGGAUCCGCUACACUGUGAUCGGUUUACAGGACCAACCGAUAGGUGUCGCUGCCGCCAGGGAUAUUUCAACGCUCCUUACUGCGAACCAGUGACGCCCCCGCGAAUCCUAGGUUUCACCAACGAACAGGUUAACCAAGGACAAUCUUCGGUGUUCAACUGCUCCGUAGCGGCCUUCCCCACCCCCCGGGACGACGAAAUCCGCCUCGUGACACCCUCGGGAAAACAUGUGACGCUCAUACAGUCUAACGUACACGAUGGCUACACGCGGUCUAGUCUUUUUCUGGUGACGGACGUACAGGCGGACGAACGGUUCAGCUGUGUGGUGCGGGCGGUGGCCGGGGAGACGUCCAUUACCCGGGCAGCUGACUUGUUUCGCCGUCCAAUGCUGAUAAGCCCACCAACCGUGCUGAAGGAGGAGAUAGGCGCAACGGAAGUUCCUCUUACGUGGCCGCCCUGGAGCCGCCACCGCGGGGACUCGGGCGACGGGCCGGUCAUGUGGUAUAGCGUUUUCGCUAAGGGCGGCGAAGAAACGGAAUUCCGUAUGGCUAGUGUUGUACCGGAAGUGAAGUGUCACGAGAACACGAUGUGUAAUUACACUUUACUUGACCUCACACCGAACACCAAUUACGUCAUUUACGUGAGCGUCCGGCGUCAAGGUGACACAACUGACGGUCCGGCAAGCCCAAUGGCGAACGUGAAAACGAAGUGCGCAGAGCCGACGGAGGGUCCUACGAUCAUAUCUGUGGACGGCGGUUACCAGGUGAACAAGACCUACCCUCUUACCCGGCUGCUUGUCGAGUGGCAGGACUCGCUGGCGGUCACGUGGGGAUGUGACAACAUCCGCCGAUACCAGAUUCUUGUAUCCAGCGGCGACGAGCCGUCAACGUUAGUAACGCACGUCGCGGGACGCGCGCACAAGGAGUUUUACAUUAGGGAUCUUGAACCGGGUACCAGCUACUGUGUAAGGGUCAAGUAUGAGAACAAUGGCGGUCACUUCAGCCCGGCUUCACCAAUGAAAUGUGUCACCACGCCUGCCACAGUGUUGUCGGCACCGAGGAACCUCCGGAUGACGCGGCGAACCAGCGAGUCGUUGACCUUUACCUGGGAGCGACCGCAGGACACCCGCGUUAACUUGACCACCUACACGAUCAUCUACUGGAAGGGAUUCGUCAGGGAACUCUCAACAAAGAAAGGGCUCGAAUGGGAGUCGGCCGAGGCGGAAGUAGAAUACACACUUGGCGGCCUGGAGGCGGAUACGAGUUAUAACAUCCAGAUUCAGGCCGUCAACAGUGCGGGGGCAGGGGAGUACAGUACCAUACUGACCACAUCAACUGGAAGAGAACGGCCGGGGAUGGUGACGCGUUUUCGGAACAUCUCGCGCACUCUGACGUCAGUGAUGCUCAAGUGGGACGAACCUGAAGACUCCGCCGUACAGAUUCUCUUCUAUUAUGUUCACUGUGUGAACGUCCGGAAGCUGCUGGCGCCGGACACGGAGCCGUUCCGGAUCCCUAGCAAGAUGACGUCAUUCAACUACACGGGGCUGCGGCCUUCCCUACAAUACAAGUGCACGAUCAACGCGAGCACGAGCACCGGAACUGGCCCCACCUCCUACCUCCUCAUGUGGACCCUGUCUGUCGACCCGAGCGAUCCGCCCGCCCCCACGAUCCUUGGCCGAUCCGAGACCACCGUCACCUUGGAGAUAAAACCCCACGAUGACGAGACUGUCAGUUAUUAUAGAAUAAUCGUCGAAAGCCUCUCGGAGCGGUCACGACGGAGCGUCCAGGACGAUGACGUCACGAGUACAUCUGUGGACUAUUACACGGCGACGCGCGAAGGCCUGUCGAUGUACGUCGCCGCUCAGCUGACGGAUACAGCGGUCGUCGGCACGUUUGUCGUCGGCGAUAACCGGACGUAUGGCGGAUUUACGAAUGUCCCUCUUGAGAGUGAUGUUGAAUACGAUAUCUGGCUGUGUGCGUUCGCGGAGACGGACACGGGUAUUCGGAAAUCUACCACUAAAGCAGUUAAAGGUGCAGUAGAACGCGGUGUACCGACGGCAGCACCCACGUCAAACCACGUUCCAGUGAUCGUCGGCGUUCUUAUCGUGUUUAUCGUGAUGAUCCUUGUGGUGGCGUUGCUACUCUUUGUCUGGAGGAAAAAGAAACUGCAGUCAGAACGAGAGAAAGCGGAGAUGCCUAAUUUCGGGCCGACAAUCAUACCGGAACCAGAACUUACGCCGCCCUCUACGCCUAUAGAUACGAUGGAUGUGGAUCCGCUUCUAGGGGCAGCACGGAGCGGCGGCGGCGGUCACGUGUCGGACACAGAUUCGGAGCCGGUGUACGGUAACAUCGGGUUCGAGAUACUUUCGGUACGUGUGGAGGACCUGUGGGACUAUGUGAAGAACAACAAGUGUAACGACUGUGAGGGAUUCAAGCGGGAAUAUAAGUUAAUUCCAUGUGGCGUCACGGCCUUGUGUGAGGCGGCGAGAAAAGACGAGAAUAAAAGCAAAAACAGAUACGGAAAUAUCGUUGCAUAUGACCAUACGAGAGUAGUUCUACACGAUAUUGAAGAAAAACACGAAGACUAUAUCAAUGCAAACUAUAUUGACGGAUAUUCAAAAGAAGCCGCUUACAUAGCAGCACAGGGUCCUACUAAGGAGACGUUAAAGGACAUAUGGCGGAUGGUGUGGCAGGAGAAAUCCCGGACCAUUAUUAUGCUGACCAAUCCCACAGAGACGGGAAAGAAAAAGUGCGAGUCUUACUGGCCAAAUGACGAUACAGAAAACUACCAUGAUAUUACAGUGGAACACAUGAGCACUUAUCAUCUCCCAGACUUCACAACCAGGACAUUCAAACUCACAAAGGAAAAGGAGGUCCGGUUGGUCAAGCAGUUCCAUUAUACAGCGUGGCCCGACCACGGAGUGCCGGCCUUCAGCAACUCCCUGCUGCUUCUCCGGCAGAAGAUAAGAUCUCAUGACAAUCUGGAGGCCGGGCCUCAGGUCAUACAUUGCAGUGCGGGGGUGGGGCGAACGGGUUCCUAUAUUGCCAUAGACGUCGAGCUCGAGCGAGCCAAGACGGAGGGCAAGGUGGAUGUUCACAACUUUGUGCAGCUUAUGAGGACGCAGAGGAUCAACAUGGUUCAAACUCUGGACCAAUACAUAUUUGUAUACGACUGCCUGUUAGAGGCCCUGAUCAGCGGCGACACUCUCAUGCUUGCUACCGAGUACAAGGAGUUGCUGGCGGACAUGUGUCAGUUUGACAACAACAUCCAGAAAACUCGACUAGAGGAGCAGUUUGAUAUUCUGCGCCUAAUCACGACUUCGUUGGAAAGGAAGGACAGUACAGUGGCGAACAAGCCAGAAAACAUGUUCAAGAACAGAUGUAAAAACAUCUUGCCCGCGAACCGGUACCGGCCAUUUUUAAUGACGCCGUACGAGGGAUGCAAUGACUAUAUCAACGCAGUAUUCACAAAUAGCUACACGUUACGUGACGGGUUCAUCCUGACACAGAUGCCCCUACCUAACACCGUAAUCGACUUCUGGAGGCUCGUGUACGACCAUUGCGUCUCUGCAAUCGUGAUGCUCAACGACCUUGAACCGCAGGAUGAGACUGUAUGUCAGUAUUGGAGUCUCUCCUCAACGGGCGAAAAGUACGGCCCAUUCAUCGUGGAGACGACCGCCGAGAUCAUCUCCGACCCCAGCAUCACAAUCCGAGAUUUCACCAUCACCAACACAUAUCUUCCCCAAGUGGUGCCAAAGGUCGUCAGGCAGUUCCAGUUUCACCGAUGGAGUUCCGGUUCGCCGGUUCCCAGCUCUAAACUAGCGUUGUUUGAGCUCAUAGACAUGGUGGACAAGAGUCAGAAGCAGGCCGGGGACCAACCUGUUCUUGUACACUGCAUGAACGGAGCCAGCCGUAGUGGCUUGUACGUUGCCGUUAGCGUUCUGGUGGAACGUUUAAAACUGGAGAAGGAGAUAGACGUCUUUCAGACGGUAAAACAACUGCGUCAGUGUAGGCCACAUCUCGUCGAUAACCUAGAACAGUAUCGGUAUUGCCACGAGAUCGUGUUGGACUAUAUUAACAAAGACAAUGCUGACACACCCAGCAUCGUGGCACCCACGCUGAUUAAUGAGACUCUUGACAGUGAAAUGGAGGCGGUGUGAAGGCAAUACGCCGAAACUGAGGUUGACUAGUAAAUCCUGGAACAAUUUAUAUUUGGUUGCACAAAUAGUCUACAGUGGAACCCCGUUGACUCGAACUCCCAGGGACCGUCGAAAAUACAUCGAGACUCGGAAAUUUCGAGCCAAGCUAAAAUUACUAUCUUAAGUUUAAAGAAAUCGGCCAUUUACAGCCAAUUCGAGCCAUCGAAGAAUUCGAGCCAAGCGACUUCGAGCCAACGGGGUUCGACUGUUGUUUCAUCAUACGAUCAUAUCCACUUCCAUGCUGUGCUAUGAUUCUCAGAUGGUGAAUAGAAUCAAAAUUAGUAUUAAAAUAUUUAGAAUUUGUUUUUUUGCAUGUUCCUGAAAGCAUAUAAUCAGUUAUUGAUAAAAAAGAUAUUUCAUUUUGAUUUUGUACCAGAGUGCUUCGUUGAACUGAUAGAAAGUUAUGAACCUUAUAAUCAGUGUAAACCUAUUGUGAGAAUGUAGGACAAAAGAUCCCAUGUAUAAAAACACCCAUGUCUUUAUUGACUAGGUGGACACAAGCUCCCACAUUAAGGAAAACAAAACAAGUAUUAAUUUCCUUUACGAAAGUCAACAAAAAAAACGACGUUUGUUUAGAUGAAAUGUCAAAACACAAUGUAUGUUGCUGUUUGUCUUCCUUAAUCCAUUAAAGUGACACUCUUUUUCAAAAUCAAUACAUACACAUAUAUUACAAACAUAUAUUUUAAAUGAUAAAACUUUAACUUCUUACUUAAUAAUGCAUUAAAGGAUAAUAAUAAUUUCUCAUAACAGGAUUGUAACCGUGUAUUUGAUAGCUGGAAACACAUAAAUAUUAAAUGAUUGGUGAGUGCUAAAAUAUUUACUGCGAUAUACUACCAUACCAUAAGGUAGAAAUACCGUGUUUUCUGCACCAACCUUUCAAAUUAAACUCGGUAUAAUUAUUAAGAACCAAUGUUUUCAACAUUUAUACACCCUUUUUGGUAUAUUUAAGCAAUUAAUUGUGGUAAAUCUUAUUUGGGAGUAAGAGUGCAUCUUGAAGAAUCACCUGUUUUAUACAAGUUUAACGAGUUAUUAUUAUUGAUAUAACUUUCCUCUCAUUAAAUGAAAUGCAAACUUGUUCUAAUAAGCAGCAUAGGAGAUAAAAUAGGGUUAUUAGUACUACGUAUUGAUCCGGGAGGUUGUAUUCGACUCCAGUGGAUUUUUGCAGAAUCGGAUUUCAAGAGGCGCAAGCCGAGUGAAAUCAAAAUCUGCAAAAAUCCACGAGAGUUUAAUGUGACAUUCCGGAUCAAAACGCGGUACUAAUAACCCUUUUAAUAUAUACUUUACUUGUUAGAUCACUUAAAAGCCACAUGUUUUCAUAAUAAAAGUCAUUUAAACGAAGCACUAUUUUGUUUUAUGACGUCAUUUAAACAUCGCGCAACGAUACUUGUUAUGACGUGACGUCACGAGAGUGGAAUACGGCCGUAUUGCACUGGAGUGGAAUACGGACUAAUGUUUUUGCGACAUGAAUUGAGUGUGGAUUUAUGAUGGGUAUAUAAUACAAAUGAUCAUAGUCAUUAUAAAUGCACAGGUUUAUACUUUGAUUUGGGUCAUUUACGAAGAUAAUUUUGUUACGUCGUAAAUCAUUUUUGUGACCUUUAGUUAUAUGAUAUUAGAUAUUUUAUCUAAAUUAAAAACAAAUGUGACUCAAAUUAGCUGAGUUGUCAUUUUCACUAACAAUAUUUCCAAACAAGCUUGAAACCAAUUGUAUAUUAUGCUUCAGAUUUAAAACUUUUCGCACAUGAAGGAGACAUAUUUCAAAAUAAAAAUAAAUCGCAAAAUAUCGUCAAUAUUCAUGUAAUAUACACUUACAGUCAUAAUGAUAGUUAUUGUUUUAAGACUAACGGAAGAUAUACGUAUAUUAUGUACGGUUACAUUAAGGCAUUUGGAAGGUUAAAAUAGUCUUCUGAAAGGUCACUUUGUUAUCGAAAUAUUGCAAAACCAAUGCAUAAUUUGAGCAGCAUUAAGGGAAAAUGUCCGUAUUUGGGAUUUCCUUAAUUGUCUUAACUUUCUCUCAGUUAUAAGAUAUUAUUUUGUGUAAAAUAUAUAGAAAAGAGCGUAAAUACACUACUGCUGAUAAGUGCCGAUUGUCUGCGGUCGUGGCGGAUAGCAAAGGGCAACUGAUAAGCCCCGCCUAAUCUGGACGCGCGUUUAGGUCAGUCGGGUAUCGACCGGCUAGUUCGACUGACAGGCCACGUCAUCUUUAUUAACAGAACACUUGACCAAACAUAGUGUUGCUUAUUGUUUUGAUUUAUAUUUGCGUGAAGUUUAAGUUUUCGUACUGCUUUUUUCAAGUGAGAUAUUUCUAAAACCAACUGGUAAAUUUUAAUACAAAUAAUGCGUAUGAAGUUUAAAUACCACUCCAUAACACAUUGCGGAGAAAGACAUUGAAAGAUGUAACAUCCUUUUCUAAGUACUUUAAAAGUUUAUUUGUUUGGUUUCUGUAAAUGAACCAUAGAUGUUAAGUAAUUUAAGUAGAAUGUGCUUGUAUGAAAUUGUUAUUAAUUUGUUGGUAAACGCUUAAUGAAUGUUAUAUAUCACGUAUUGUUCAUAUGUUAUUUAUUCAUCGAUGUAAAUGUACUUUUGUCACAUCCCUUGUCGGUUUUCAUACAUUUACUUACAAUAAAGUGCUAUGCAAGACAAA
Messenger RNA from Mya arenaria, 7615 nucleotides. Its product is annotated as receptor-type tyrosine-protein phosphatase S-like. Lineage: Eukaryota; Metazoa; Mollusca; Bivalvia; Myida; Myidae. The coding region runs from base 97 to 4935 and encodes 1612 amino acids. The record is from RefSeq and is a predicted model, not a curated record. Gene Ontology annotation, molecular function: protein binding; protein tyrosine phosphatase activity. Gene Ontology annotation, biological process: protein dephosphorylation. The transcript is spliced from 37 exons.